Messenger RNA from Ipomoea triloba (trilobed morning glory), 758 nucleotides. RefSeq lists its product as uncharacterized. Lineage: Eukaryota; Viridiplantae; Streptophyta; Magnoliopsida; Solanales; Convolvulaceae. The transcript is spliced from 2 exons. The coding region runs from base 62 to 601 and encodes 179 amino acids. The record is from RefSeq and is a predicted model, not a curated record.
UAUACAUCACUCAUUCCAUAUCAUCAUAUAUAUAUAUAUACUAAUUAACUAUAUAUCUUCUAUGGUCCUUAGUUUUGAUUUCAGAUUGGCUGUUCUUGCAGCCCUUUUCCUGUUUGGGGCAUGGGCAUCUCAAGCCGCUGCCGAAUAUAACUUCAGGCCAGAGAGGCCAAUUAAACCUCCGCGUAAACAAUUCGGCAACGACAAUUCCGAGGUUGAAACUAAGACGGAGACCCCAGAGGUUAAUUCAUCACCGGCGCCGCCCACUAAGACUACACCACCGGCACCGGAUCAGAGUUCCACUCCAAUUCUUGAAUCUGUGGACCGGAUAGCGAAUCGUGCUGAGAUGAGUGAUUCUAUAGUCCAACCCCACUCUCAAAACUGCGGUGAAAGCAAGAGAUACAUGGGUGGGUGGUCACCGUUGGUAAUCGGAGCGGUGCUCUUUUAUCUGCUGCAACCGGGUCUGAUUUUCCAGUGGCCGGGAAACAAUCGAAAGUUGGAGUUCAAAACCGAGAAGACCAAUGGCAAGGCUAUGUUCAUUCACACUAUGAUAUUCAUUGUUAUCUACGUUAUUAUCAUCGCGCUCUCUCAUGGUAAAAUCUGAUCUAUAUGUACCCACUGAUUCAUAUGGCGUCUGAAUUUUUAUUUUUAUGUUUUUUGGAUUCUACAUUCCAAUCCAUCUAAUGUACCGAUAAAUUUAUGUUGUUCCGCAAGCUCAUCCUAAUUGAUCAGGCUAUUGAAUUAGUAAUCACAAGUUACAA